AUGGCAGUUGAUGCCUCAUUCUUGCUCGAGUUCCUUCAGGUUUAUGCCAUCGAAGAAGGAUCAAAAGUACCUCGGGUUUCCUCAAGGUUUAUGUCUCAUUUGGUAGAUUAUGCAGGGAAGAAAUCGGCUCAUAAUGCAAUUUUGAGAGACUUAGUAAUGCCUGAGAAUCAACUUCCCUUGUUUGUUUCGAGAGAGAUGUUGGAGUUCAAGUUCACAUCUUUAGAAGAUGCAGAUGACUUACUUUUUUUAAUGGUUAUAGGAUUGUUCAAAGAGCUUUCUCCUUUCAAGCUGAUGGAUGAUCAUCCAAACGUCCAAGUCUCAGAAUGUGCUCACUUGUUGGAUUUCUUUUAUGACAUGAUUGUGCCAAAAUUGGAACAACAAUCUGAUAUAGUCGAAGUUGACGAGGCUCAUCAACUUGAAGAAGAGCAAGAAGAGAAUGAAAAUCCAACCUCAAAUCCAAACCAUGUUGAGAGAUUCCUAGUGAGCUCUGGAAGUUGCUUUCAAAAUAAACAAAGGGCCAAUAAAGAAGAAGAAGAAAAACCAGAAAAUGGGGAUUCAAGCUCGAAUAGUCUUAUUAAUAGAUCACCAUUAGUAGAGGAAAUUGCUAUUCCAUCAGUUUCAGAACACUUUGAUUCAGGGGUUCGUUUCUUACCGACAAAUAAAGGCAUAUCAAGCAUUGCUUUUGACACAAAAACGCGCACAUUUCACCUUCCCACCAUUAAUCUAGAUGUCAACACUGAAGUUUUGUUGAAAAAUUUAGUUGCAUAUGAAGUAUCAGCAGCUUCAGGCCCGUUGGUUGUGACAAGAUACACUGAACUGAUGAAUGGGAUUAUAGAUUCUGGGGAGGAGGUGAAGAUACUGAGAGAAAAAAGGGAUUGUUCAGAACCAUUUGAAGAGUGA
Messenger RNA from Prosopis cineraria, 900 nucleotides. Its product is annotated as putative UPF0481 protein At3g02645. The coding region runs from base 1 to 900 and encodes 299 amino acids. The record is from RefSeq and is a predicted model, not a curated record. The transcript is spliced from 2 exons. NCBI's taxonomy places the organism in Eukaryota, Viridiplantae, Streptophyta, Magnoliopsida, Fabales, Fabaceae.